CAAACACUUAACUUGACGAGCACCCAUCACUCCGUGCGGCAUAGACCUACGGGAAAUAGGGUUCCCAGUCAUUUAUCCCAGCAGAAAGGGUUUGAUCUUGAAAGGUUGAUACGUCAUCUCUCCCAGGCUAUCCCAGAAUGGAUGUGGUCGAAAGAGUUACCUGCUGCGCAGCGCCUCGACAUUUACUGUUCAUUAAACUCUCUCCUACUCCGUCUACCCCUGCCUCCCGGCCGUGCCACUAAGAACUGGGGCUGUAAUUAAACUAUGUCAUCAAAGGAGAGUUUCACGACGAGCAGCCUCUCGCUGAACCUGAAUGAGGACUGGGACCGCUCAAGUGAUAUUAUCGUGCCUCAGACGCAGGUACCACGAAAUUCUGUGCUGUUUCCGGGGGAAGUGGCGCAGGACAACUGCAGCACACCUAGGGCAAAUGGGAGUAGGAAAAGCAGGUCACUAAGUGAGCUCAUGCGGCUCCAUGCCGAGAAGGGGACCGAUGUGACCUUUAACAUUGAGGAAGCGAGUCGUGUAGCAGAUGUUCUCAAGCAGUGGAUAAAUUCGGGAACUUCUCCAUAUGAGGGCGAGGAUGACUUCUUUUCUCGUGCAAACGAUGAUCUGUCACUUGGAGCAAAACGUUCAUUGCAAUUGGGUCCGGGAGACUUCAGUGGCCGAACGAGAGGGCAGAGCGAAAGCGUUGUCUCGCGUUAGUCUUCGCUGAGAUCACUUUCAGUUUCGCUUUCCAAUGUCCAUCUCUGUCAUAGCCAUUUAGAUGACAAUUUACGACCUCUGACGAUACUGAUGACUUCAUGACCAUAUACUCUACUCUGCGAGAUCAGUCAUACUA
This is a messenger RNA of Suillus subalutaceus, 838 nucleotides long. RefSeq lists its product as uncharacterized. The transcript is spliced from 3 exons. Lineage: Eukaryota; Fungi; Basidiomycota; Agaricomycetes; Boletales; Suillaceae. Bases 265 to 702 code for a protein of 145 amino acids. The record is from RefSeq and is a predicted model, not a curated record.